CUUUAGGCGCGAGCGGUUUAAAGUCGGUUGGUAUCGGUUCGGCCGCCGAGGUGCCGUCCCACCGCCCAGCCCGCUCCAUGGCGGACCCGGAGGAGCUGCGGCUUUCCCCGCAGCCGCCGUUCUUCUCUGCCUCGUCUUCAGACUCGUCUUCAGCAUCUUCCCCCGGCACCCCGGGGGAUUGGGGCCGGCCGGUUCUGAACAGGAACAGCGGCUGGCCGGUGGACCCGCUGGAGGAGGUGGAGCUGCAGAUCGGAGACGCAGCAUUUUCAUUAACCAAACUUCUUGAAGCUGCAUCUGCAGUAUCAGCUCAAGUGGAAGAGCUUGCCUUCAAAUGUACAGAAAAUGCACGUUUCCUUAAAACAUGGCAGGACCUCUUGAAAGAAGGCUAUGAUUCCUUGACACCUGACAGCUGAUUUGACUGUAAUAAUCCAUACCACCUGGUUUAUUGUCCUAUCCACACAUGUACCGUGUGGAUAGGUUAAUCACCAGCAGUUCUGUAUACAGAAGAUGAAAUCUUUC
Kogia breviceps (pygmy sperm whale) is the source of this 519-nucleotide messenger RNA. It is a transcript of the gene C6H4orf46, whose product is annotated as chromosome 6 C4orf46 homolog. The record is from RefSeq and is a predicted model, not a curated record. Lineage: Eukaryota; Metazoa; Chordata; Mammalia; Artiodactyla; Physeteridae.